AAGCUUUAAAAGCUGAUCCCAGGUCUGCUCUGACAGGGAACAACAUUCCGCCUAGCUGCUGCGCUCUUUAGCUCCUCCUACUGUUUCCUGUGAGUGAAACCUGGUUACUGUAUAAACCUUAAAAACAAAUGGAAACUUUAUGUUGUUCUAAAAUCACCUUGACUUUUUGAGCAACCUGUAUUAAAGAUGGCCUGUGACUCAAUUGAUCCUUAUGUAUUUUCAACUGACACAUUGCCCUCUGAUCCACGGUUCUUGCCUUCACUGGUUAAUGGAACCCUGGGAUGGAGAGUAUUUGGGAAAGUCAUGCAUAAGGCUGGAGUCUAUAAUGGAGAGGGUGGAUCCUGUCACAGAGCUGAUUUACCAUGUCCGCUCGCAGUAACAAUGAAGACCAAGGAUGGAAAACACACUUAUAGUUUGGACACACAUACCGGUAUAUUCUCACACGCAAUUCUUACCUCUUGUGUGGAGGCAUCUCAGCUGUUCUAUGCUCACCGACAGUACCCCAACCUGCUGGUUAUGGAAGUGCUACUAAAGAGACACUCUCCUUCUGAGGAACCCAUUACAAUCAUGCUUGACAAUUCUUUUACACCACACAGUGAUGACAUCGAUUUUCAAAAAGCUUCUGACUAUAAAGGAGGAAGGCACAUCUUUGGGCAGACUAUGUCAGCAGAAGUUCCUGGAUGCCUUCGUCCCAGUGUGCACAUGAUCUGGACCCCUGUGAUCUCCAGCAUUACUUUACUUCCGGACCAGAGCCAGGCUCACUGGUACUUCUUGGUUGCUGUUUCAGAGAGCAGCGAGAGUGCCCAGUCUUGUUUUGACACUGGUCUGGAGCUUGUUCAACAGGGCAAUCUGCAGAAUUCCCAUGUAACGGCAUGGGCAGAGAUAUGGCUAGGUAGCAGAGUGGAGCUGGUGGGACCUACACCACUGAGCCAAGCUGUGAUUGGCUGCAUGUUCUACCUUCUUAGUGCAUUUCCGUCCCUGACAGAGGCACCCAGUCAAUUUGGGGGCAUUAGUCCUGGAGGUCUGUCUAAUGGGGGACAUGGACAGGGACAGGACUACUGGGGACAUGUGCUGUGGGAUCAGGACAUAUGGAUGUAUCUAAGCAUUGCACUUUUUCAUCCGAAAGUGGCCAGAGCUGUUUUGGACUACAGAAUGCACACAAUAGAAGGUGCACAAGUCAAUGCACAGCAGCAGGGCUGUAAGGGAUUAAAGUUUCCAUGGGAAAGUGCUUUUACUGGUCAAGAGGUGUGUUUUAUGGACAUCUAUGGUCAGCAAGAGAUUCAUAUUAAUGGAGAUGUAUCAUUUGCUUUUCAGCAGUACCUCUACUUAACACAGGACCUGCAACUAUUCAGAGAAGGAUGUGGCAGUGAUGUGGUUUGGGGCAUAGCUGAUUAUUGGGUGUCCAGAGUUGUUUGGAACCCUGAUGACCAGCACUACCACAUCAAAGGAGUGAUGCCUCCUGAUGAGUACAACAGCAAUGUUGACAAUUCAGUGUACACUAACACUGUGGCCAAAUACAGUCUGCAGUUUGCUGUGGAGUUGGCUCAUUUGCUCCAGCAUCCUUCAUCUUCAGAAUGGCAGGAAGUGGCUGAUAAACUGAAAAUCCCCUAUGACCCGGAGCUGAAAUAUCACCCAGAGUUUGAUGGUUACAAAAUGGGAAGUCCAGUGAAGCAGGCAGACACAGUGCUGCUAGGAUACCCUUUGGGUUUGCCUAUGAGUUCAGAGGUGAGACGAAAUGACCUAGAAUUCUACGAAGCUGUCACUGACCCUCAUGGUCCAGCUAUGACUUGGAGUAUGUUUGCAGUGGGUUGGCUGGAGCUUGGGAAAGCUGAGAAAGCACAACAGCUUCUCCUAAAGUGCUUUAAAAAUAUUCAAGGACCCUUUAAUGUGUGGAGUGAGGAACCUGGUGGCUCAGGUGCCGUCAACUUUCUCACUGGCAUGGGUGGAUUUCUGCAGGCUGUGCUGUUUGGGUACACUGGCUUCCGAAUCAAAAGAGACUGUCUGUGCUUUGCUCCACUGCUACCUGAUGAAGUGACUCAGUUCAGUGUGAAAGGUGUGAGCUACCUUGGUAAUAAGCUGGACUGGUUAAUGAGCAGAGAGGACGUCAGUGUUGUAGUAAGAAAGCAGACUGAAGAUUCUGGGACUGAUGAGCCUUGUCCUCUAGAGAUUGUACUAAAGACUUCUGGAAACCCAAUUCCACUUCAUCCAGGCCAGUUGGUGACUUUUCCAUGGCAACCUGGAAGGAUACAAAAACAAAUCUCUACCUCAUAUUGCUGGCCUCUGUAAUCCACAUAUAGUUCACUGAGAUAAGAUAUACCUUUUAAAGAUUCACACUAUACAAUCAUAUGUAUACUAUGUAAAACAUUUGCUAGUGUUUAAAGAUCCAUUUAAAACACUAAUUAUUUAUAGUAUCAUGAAGAACAAGAAGUGGUAUCAUUUUAACUGCACAAAUUGUGUUCCCUUUAUAAAGCAAAAUAAAUCUAAUGAAUCAUGCCACAAUUUUCUCAUGAAUUUAAUUAAUUGAGUGAUGAUUUAAGAUCCAAAUGGUUCAUGCUCUAUUAAAGGUGUCUAAAUUGUAUUUCUAUUAUAAUUGCUCUGGAUUUAAUCAUUAUACCUGCUGUAAGAAAAGUAAUUGUUCCUUUUGCCUCUUUUAUUGCAUUAUUGCAUUCUUGAAUCUCAGUGGUGCUAUUGGCCGGCUGGCGUCCACACAUAUGACUGACCCUGUUCAGGGUAUUCCUGGCUUGCGCCCAGUGGAACCAGACCUGCAGUGACCCUGACCAGGAUAAAGCGGUUAAUGAAAUUGAAAGAAAAGAAAAAAAAACAUCAUUACACAUUGGGAACUUGUAAAACAUUAUUUAAUGUAUUAAUUUAACAAGGUUAUUCAACACCUAUAUAUCACUUCUGUAAAAAAUUAUUGCACCUUUGGAUACUCCAGCUAAUUGUAACUAAUUGAUAAUAGCCAGGCUUGAUUUUAGCCAAAGCUCUGUAGACUUUAAAUUUCACUUGUCUUAAAGCUGAUCAUCAAAGUCAAGCAGUUCUUUUAGAGUUUCUACCAAACACUAUGCAGUAAUUUAAGUUCAUUUAAAAAAACCUUAAAAAUUGACCUGUAUGAUAUUGAAAAAGGUUUAAAGCCAAUUUUACAGCUUUAGGACUCCAACGAACCUGCAGCGAUAGCCAUUAUCUCUAACUAGAGCAGUGGUGAAUCUGUCGAGGAAUGGAUGGCCUGCUGAAGUGGUGUUUAUUUGCUAAACUUAACUUUUUGGAAAAAAUGUUAAGUAAAAUGUGACAUGCAAAAUCGAACACAUAUUUUGUGUAUUAUGUAUUAAUUGUCCCAUAUGUGAAAUUUAGCAAAUAAAUAGUGAG
Messenger RNA from Trichomycterus rosablanca, 3363 nucleotides. RefSeq names its product protein-glucosylgalactosylhydroxylysine glucosidase (gene pgghg). Gene Ontology annotation, cellular component: cytosol. Bases 187 to 2286 code for a protein of 699 amino acids. The record is from RefSeq and is a predicted model, not a curated record. Gene Ontology annotation, molecular function: protein-glucosylgalactosylhydroxylysine glucosidase activity. Gene Ontology annotation, biological process: carbohydrate metabolic process. The transcript is spliced from 14 exons. NCBI's taxonomy places the organism in Eukaryota, Metazoa, Chordata, Actinopteri, Siluriformes, Trichomycteridae.